AUGUUCGCGGGAGGCUACUGUCCCGUAGCACAGGCCGUCGUCAGGGCGUGGAAGGAUAUCGAGACGUGGCUGAGCAAGAACUGCCCCCAAAUUAUCAGGACCUUGCGACCUGGUGCCACGGAGAGGCAGCUGCGCGCGGCAGAGGCCACACUCGGCUUCCCCCUGCCUCCUGGGCUUCGCAUGAUCUUGAGGGUUCAUGAUGGGCAGUUUCUUCGCCCCCGAGGCAGAUGGCAAAGCCUGGAUGCCUUUUGUGGCAUCUUUGGUGGGUACUCCCUGUAUGACGAUUACGUCACGAUGGGCCUCCUGUCCCUUGGUGCCGCGUGCUGCGCCGUGCAGCGCUGGUUCUGCGAGUACGCGCGGCGGCUGCGGGACGGUGUGUACGCCGCCUCCCCCAUCUUCCCCCUCAAGCGCAGCCCCAGCACGCCGUGCCUGUACCCCGUGCGCAGCAGCGGUCCCCAUGGCCCCGCCCAGGUCGCUGUGACCCAGGGCAUCAGGGUGCACGCAUCCGUGCUCUUCCUCCCCGAGUACUGCAGCAACCCACAGGAUGAGGCGCGGGGCACCGAGGCCUACACCUUUGCAUACCAGAUCACCUUCAGUCUUUUGAGUGAGGAGGAACAGGCUGCUGCCUGGGACGGUUCCCUCGGCACCUUCCAACCCCUGCUGGCCGUCCAGCUGGUGAACCGCACCUGGCACUUCCUCCCCACAGACCAUGACCCCAUCCUGGCAUCGGGACCAGGCGUGGUGGGACUCUUCCCCCAGCUCAGUGCGGGGGGCCCUUCCCUGACCUACAACUCCUGCACGCAGAUGCCCUGCCCCACGGGCAGGAUGACCGGCAGCUUUGGCUUCAAGGAGGGCGACGCCGAGGCACAGGGCACCCGCUUCAUCGAGGCAGCCUUCCCCACUGUGCACCUGUCGAUCCCAGAGUACAUCUACUGA
Messenger RNA from Auxenochlorella protothecoides, 936 nucleotides. Its product is annotated as F-box protein SKIP16. The record is from RefSeq and is a predicted model, not a curated record. Bases 1 to 936 code for a protein of 311 amino acids. The transcript has 5 exons. Lineage: Eukaryota; Viridiplantae; Chlorophyta; Trebouxiophyceae; Chlorellales; Chlorellaceae.